GUCGUCCUGGGCCAAGAGGUCUGUGCCGUGGAAGAAGUUCGCGAUGAGGUCCGAAUCCACUGCCACCAGCGAUGCUUCAGAGCCCAAUGGGCGGUGGUCACCGUGUCCUUAGGAGUGUUGCAGUCUCGUCCAAGCUUUUUGCAGUUGCCUGAAAAGCCACUUCAGCGGCUGGAAAUGUGCCACUACAACAAGCUCUUGCUGAAUGUCUCCGAAUCCGCCGCAGCGCGAUUUCCUGUCUUUACAGAUCUAGUGUCCCAUCAUUUCUGGCAACUUUUCAACUACUGGCCGCUCACCGGAAAGCCGUUGCUGUCUUUGGCGACGCUUUCAGCAGAAGCAGAGAAGCUGACAGAUGAAGAGGCACUGGAGGCAGCUUGCGGUCUGUUGACCUUGGCCAAGCACGAGAUCCGGGCCUCGCACUUCACGCGCUGGGGACGCGUACCUUGGGCCUGCGGCUCCUAUUCGGUCAGCAGCAAAGAUGCAGAAUGGGAUGACAUUCGGGCGCUUCUGCUUGCCACGGAAGAAGGGAGGAUCAAAGUGGCAGGGGAGCACACGCACGAAGAACAUCAGGGCGGCUUUCAUGCAGCAUACCUGUCUGGAAAGCGAGCAGCACAAGAAGUUUGGGAAGGUUUCCAAGCUGUAGCCUGACAGCCGGGCCCACGAGCGACGCGUUGAAA
This is a messenger RNA of Cladocopium goreaui, 674 nucleotides long. The record is from the annotation of a GenBank genome assembly. NCBI's taxonomy places the organism in Eukaryota, Dinophyceae, Suessiales, Symbiodiniaceae.